AUGACAUUUAAUGUUGUGAGGCAGGUUCGUGGUGAGGACCCAGAUGCAGACACAGAGACUGAGAUCAACUUAAAGAGACUUUUAAUGUCCAAAAAAGGGGAGAUAGUGCAAACAGAGGAAGUCCGAAGGGCUGGUUGGCUGGCUGUCGUGUGGGCUGGAGACACUGCAGGAAAAAACCAGAGGAGACAGGAGUUAAUAAACAUGAAAAUAGUCACUGGGAGCAAAGUUCUGAAGAUUAUACCACGAGGAAGGCCAGGAGACACGUCUGUACCGCUAGGAAGGGUAGACAAUACUCAGGCGCUGAGACUGAGGGCUGCAGGCUUCUUAAAGUCCCUUAAUUGGAGAUGA
Xyrichtys novacula (pearly razorfish) is the source of this 348-nucleotide messenger RNA. NCBI's taxonomy places the organism in Eukaryota, Metazoa, Chordata, Actinopteri, Labriformes, Labridae. The record is from the annotation of a GenBank genome assembly.